This is a messenger RNA of Phaethon lepturus (White-tailed tropicbird), 2545 nucleotides long. RefSeq names its product immunoglobulin superfamily, member 9 (gene IGSF9). The transcript has 17 exons. Gene Ontology annotation, biological process: cell-cell adhesion. The annotation marks the transcript as partial. The record is from RefSeq and is a predicted model, not a curated record. Lineage: Eukaryota; Metazoa; Chordata; Aves; Phaethontiformes; Phaethontidae. Gene Ontology annotation, molecular function: protein binding.
GUCGUGUGCGGAUCGAGGAAGGCGCCUCGCUGCGCAUCGACCUCCUGCGUGCUGAGGACCAAGGCUGGUACGAGUGCCGCGUGCUCUUCCUUGACCGGCACAGCACCGACGCCGACUUCCAGAACGGCACCUGGAUCCACCUCACCGUCAACGCACCCCCCACCUUCCUGGAGACCCCCCCUGCAUUCGUGGAGGUGCGGGACCAGGACACGCUGAGCCUUACCUGCACGGCUGUCGGCAACCCCCAGCCUGUUGUCAUCUGGAAGAGGAGCAACCUGACUGUCCAGAGUGGAGACACAGUGCAGGUGAGGAAUGGGACGCUGAGCAUCGCUGUCGUGGAGCGUGCCAGCGCAGGCACCUAUACCUGCCAUGCUUCUAGCAAGGAGGGCACCAUCACCCACACCACCCGCGUGCUCGUGCAGGGGCCACCCAUCAUCGUGGUGCCACCCCAGAACAUCACCGUCAACAUCUCCCAAGAUGCCUUUCUGGCAUGCCAGGCUGAGGCAUACCCGGGAAACCUCACAUACACCUGGUUCCAGGGCAGUAGCAACGUCUUCCACCUCAGCCGCCUCCGAGCUCGGGUCCGUGUCCUGGUGGAUGGGAGUCUCCUACUCCAGCGAACGACCCCAGAUGACACUGGCAAAUACACCUGCAUGCCCAGCAAUGGGCUGUGGAAGCCGCCUUCUGCCUCGGCCUUUGUCACAGUGCUGUAUCCAGCGCAGGUGACCACCAUGCUCCCAGAGACCCAUCUGCCCAAGGGGAUGCAGGGUGUGAUCCACUGCCCCACCAGGGCCAACCCCCCUUUGCUCUCCGUCACCUGGAUGAGGGAUGGGCACCCACUGGAGCUGAACAAGCUCCCUGGCUGGUCUCUGAGACCGGACGGCUCCAUCAUCAUUGCGACGGGGAACGAUGAUGUGCUGGGGGUGUACACAUGUACCCCGUACAACAGCUAUGGCACCGCUGGCGAGUCCCAGCCCACACGCGCUGUCUUCCAGGACCCCCCCGCCUUCACGGUGCGCCCCAAGGAGGAGUACUUCCAGGAGGUGGGCAGGGAGCUGGUGAUCCCCUGCGUGGCCCAUGGGGAUCCCCCCCCAGCUGUCACCUGGCUGAAGGUGGGCAGCGUGGGGAAGAGCAGCGCCCAGGUGGAUGGGAACAGCAGCCUUGUCUUCCGCCCGCUCAUCAAGGAGCAGCAUGGGGUCUGGGAGUGCAUGGCUACCAACCAGGUGGCCAGUGUCAGCACCACCACCUCGGUCCAUGUGCUGGGUACCAGUCCUCACGCUGUCACCAACAUCUCUGUGCUCCCACUCCUGCUGGCAGCCAACAUCUCCUGGGAGCCAGGGUUUGACGGAGGUUAUUUCCAGAGGUUCAGCGUCUGGUACACACCACUGGUGAAGCAUCCACCCCGGGCCCAUCAUGACUGGGUGUCACUCUCGGUGCCAGUGGGGGCUCAGCACCUCUUGGUGGAGAAUCUGCAGCCAGACAUGAGCUACCAGUUUAGCGUCCUGGCCCAGAACAAGCUGGGCAGUGGGCCCUUCAGCCAGAUUGUCACCUCCGUGCCCAAGGGCUUCCCAGUGACCACAGUGCCUCCGGAACCACCGGCCAUGACCAUGAGCAUCUUCCUGUCCCCACCGCAGGCUCUGACUGCCAACGAGACUGUGCGUGGGGUCCUGCUGCAGUGGGAGCCCCCAUCUCGGUUCUCGGUGGCACUGAGCGGCUAUGCGCUGGAGCUGCGGCAGGACAGGGGUGGCUGGGAGGUGCUGGACCGCUCCAUCCCCAGCACGAAGACUCAGGUCCUGGUGCCAGGACUCAUCAAGGACGCCUUCUACGAGUUCCGACUGGUGGCCUUUGCUGGCAGCUACAUCAGCGAUCCCAGCAAUACAGUGAAUGUCUCUACAGCAGGCAUGGAGGUGUAUCCAUCUCGCACCCAGCUGCCAGAGCUCCUGCCACAGCCGGUGCUGGCCGGGGUCAUCGGGGGGAUCUGCUUCCUCAGUGUGGCUGUCAUCUUCAGCACCAUGGCCGCCUGCAUCAUGAACCGCCGGCGUGCCGCCCGUAUCCAGAAGCGAAGACAAGAUCCACCACUCGUCUUCUCCCCCAGCAAGAAGCUUCCACCUCCACACAAUUCUCAUGGCUCUGGUAGCCCAGACAGCACCGUGAAGCUAAAGCUGCAGCCGUCUCCCUACCGGAGCCUGCGCCGGACACUGCUGUGGGGUGAGAAGGCCGGCACCAGCCUGGGUCUCAGUAUCGCCGGGGCUGGCUCCCAGUACACUGUGUAUGAGAGCCACGUUGGGGAGCACGUACCCCUGGAGCGGAUCUGCCGCGGUCCCGAUGGGCGCUUCGUGGUGGAGACUGACAAGCGGCCCACUGGCGACCGCCGGGGACGCUCCUUUGCCUACGGCAGCAGCAGCCCUGUGGAUGAGGCCGCCGCAUUGUGCAUUAUCAACAUCAGCCCCGUGGCCUCCACCACGACUCUGCCUUACAGCACCAUGGAGGAGCUGUGUGACAGCCCUGGCAGCGCCAGGCUCUGCCAGAGCACCACCAGUGCCCU